Molecule: messenger RNA, 3236 nt
Organism: Sinocyclocheilus grahami
Lineage: Eukaryota; Metazoa; Chordata; Actinopteri; Cypriniformes; Cyprinidae
Product: max-interacting protein 1-like
Exons: 6
Coding region: 341-1033 (230 amino acids)
Biological process (GO): regulation of transcription by RNA polymerase II
Molecular function (GO): protein dimerization activity; DNA-binding transcription factor activity, RNA polymerase II-specific; RNA polymerase II cis-regulatory region sequence-specific DNA binding
Source: RefSeq, a predicted model, not a curated record
ACAAACUAGAGGAGGAGAAAACAGCGCAAGCACCAGGGACUUCGCAGGCUGGGCUCUUUUGUACCUGUUUCUAUUCGUUUUAUACACUUUGUAUUCGACUGUUUUCCUAAAGCACUUUUACUACUUUGAUAUUCAGGCGUCGGGUUUUUUUUAUUUGUGUUUGAUUUCCUGUAACUAGCUUGGUAACAGUGUAAGGAAAUACCUCGAGUCUCGACGGUUCAGCAAAUAGAAACACAAACACAAAAACAGGUGAAUCGUCGGAGGAUAUUCAAUGCGACGCGACAGCUUGCCAUCGUGAUCCGAUAUCAGAAAACGACACGCAUCUAGAUUUAUUCACACGAUGACUGCUGUGCUGAAUAUCCAGAGGUUACUGGAAGCAGCCGAAUAUAUAGAAAGGAGAGAAAGAGAGAGUGAACACGGAUAUGCCUCGACCCUUCCGUCUGUUCAGCACUCCAGCUGCCAGAGACAAAGGAAACACCGAAAUAAAAAGUGCAGCAACAACCACAACAGGUCCACACACAAUGAGCUGGAGAAAAAUCGGCGAGCCAACCUUCGUUUGUGUCUGGAGCGAUUGAAGACUCUCAUCCCCCUGGGACAAGACUGCAGCCGCCACACCACUCUGGGACUGCUCAACAAGGCCAAAACACACAUAAAGAAACUGGAGGAAGCGGAGCGUAAGUCUCAGUAUCAGUUGGAGAGUUUGGAGCGAGAGCAGCGUCACCUCCGGAGGCGACUGGACCUGCUGCGGGGCGGCGGGGGCGUGCUGGAGGGCGUGCUUGAGGGCGUGCUGGAGGGUGAGAGGAUACGCACUGACAGUGUAGGCUCCACCCUCAGCUCCGAGAGAUCCGACCGCUCUGACUCAGACCAAGAAGAGAUGGAGGUGGAUGUGGAGAGCACAGAGUUCUCUCAUGGAGAGCUGGACAGCGUCAGCACAGCUAGCACCAGCGAUCUGGACGACCACAGCAGUCUACAGAGCACUGCCAGCGAUGAGGGCUACUCCUCCUGCAGCAUCAAACUGGCCUUCAGCUCAUAAAACGAGCUCCCCUUUAUACACACACACACACACACACACUAUCCCAACCCUCGAAGUGAGUCCUGCCUCCUACCCACCUUUCCCUCCUCGACCAAUCAGAGACUCUUAUUUAAGUCAGGUGACCAGAACACCACCCGCCCUAUAGAAUGCCUGAUGUGUUGUUUUAAGUUUGCGAAUGUAUCUGAGAGAAUAUGAGUGAGAUGGAAACAAUCUGUGAUUGUGAUUAUAAUUGGGUUAUUAGAUGGUUACAUUCCUGAAUAAGAGACUUUUCUGAUAAUUGUCAUUAUCCAAAUCCCCUUUUUCCGAAAGGAAAGCUAAGAUGUAUAAAAUAGAUGUUUAAUUUUUAAUUCAAACCCCUGAUUGUUAAUUCUCUACAUGAAUGGGUCGUGAACUGGAUCACCUGACAUGUUGUAACUCCAUAUCAACCCAAGAAACCCAAACCUGUUGAUUUUCUUCUCAUCCGGUCUAAUGGUUCUAACGUCGCUGCUCAACGGCGAUGAGGACUGUCAUUGGUGCUACGUGACAAAACCAAUAAAGCAGAAGCAUCUACUGCAUUCAUCAAAGACGACUUUUUGGUGCAUUAAACCGUGGAGCUACUUUCCACGCAGCAGCUAAAACCCAGCGAUCUUGCACUUGACCGCGUAGAGCCCUCCGUAGAACUGGCGCCACGUCAGAGAAAUAUCCACCUCUGUGUUUAACUAUAGAUGUCUCUCUUGGCAGAAGUAAGCAAUAAACUCUUGUAGUCAGAUCAACACAUUAGCACUCCUACUCCUGAGACACAACCCCUGUGUCCGUCCAAAAGAGCAACGCCAACUUGCUCGCUUUUGUACAUAAAUACGAUAGUUUAAUAAAUUAAAGUUAAAAUAAAAACUGAGUUGAAAAAAAGGUAGUUACCCAUGGGUAGAAAUUGCUGUAUGUCUUGUGUUUUGUGCAUUUUAAAUUAUAUUUUUGCAAAGAUUGACUAUCUUCCUCUUGAGAGUCUUUUGCGGUGGCAUGGACAGUAUUAUUUGUUCAUUAUGCUGGAUGAAACCUAAGUAGUUUCAAUUCUGUGGCUGCCCGAGGAAUUUGACGACUUUCUUUAAACAACCAACACACUGAAGUACUUAAAAUCGGACACACAAGAACGAGUGACCGCAGGCAGUGGUCGGUGGGAUGCCAAAGCGCGGACCUCUGUUUAAGGCAUGCUAACUCUGAGUGGCGCUCUUUAUUUAUUCGAUCUUCUGUUCAGAAUUGUAAUUGUUUUAAAGCUGAAAGGCAUUCCACUACUUGUGUCGUGUGCUGUGGAUGUGGAGCGGCGCAUGCGCCACGAAACUCUUGCUUCCCGCUGUACUGUAUGUUAAACUCGUUAAUUUCUUUAUUUUGUGUGAGAAGAAGCAUUCAGACUUGAUUAACUUUCCUCAAGUAACUUCGUAUUUAUCUUCUCCCCUUGAUCCGAAAUCGGAGGAAAUUAAGGGUUGGCUUAUUUCAUUCGUCAAAUCUUUGAUGGCAUUCCCCUCCCUUUUAGUUUCCUAAUUCUCUUCUAAACCGUAACCUCACUCCGUCUGUGAUUUAUUAUUUUUUAUUUUAUAUUUCCUCCCCAAAUGCAAAUUUAGUGCGUUUUAAAGCCAAGUCUAAUUUGUAAGCGUUCUGCCUGCAAUAGAGCAACACGGACAUCUGCUAGGUGUCCCGAUCCAGCACCAACCAAAUGAUUUUGGCUGCUGAACGGCCCCAUAUGUGUGGAGUAGUUGUACUUACCCCAGUUAAGAGUUUUAGUAUGGACUGUUUUAGUCGGGUGUAAAUUCAUUGUUUAGAACAAACUGAGGUGAACGUCACGGAGGCGUUUUUUUUCACGUGCGUUGGUGCUUCAUCAACCCCUGGCCAAACCUCUGCUGUCGUCCUCACAAGAGGACAUGUUGCUUUUGUCUUUUGUCUAUCCUUUUCAUUCAUAUUGUUUUAUUGGUUUAUGAAUAUGCACUAUUUAAAGCCAGGGCCCAUACUGAGAUGCCGGUGCUUUUAGUUUAGUUUUAUUUUAUUUAAUUUUUGAAGAGAAUGGACCGUGUCCUCUUGAGGCCACCGUGUACCGAUCCAGAUCCGAAUUCAACGACACUUCCCAGAGAAGUGGUGCUGGUCUGGGAUCAGCUCUCAGUCGCUCCGGAGGAAAAAAAAAAUGCUAAACGGAUCCUGAAACAGCAUCUGUGUUUUGUCAAGAGACAAAAAAACCGGG